Panonychus citri (citrus red mite) is the source of this 1659-nucleotide messenger RNA. RefSeq names its product cytochrome P450 3A8-like. Gene Ontology annotation, molecular function: steroid hydroxylase activity; heme binding; oxidoreductase activity, acting on paired donors, with incorporation or reduction of molecular oxygen. The transcript is spliced from 6 exons. The record is from RefSeq and is a predicted model, not a curated record. NCBI's taxonomy places the organism in Eukaryota, Metazoa, Arthropoda, Arachnida, Trombidiformes, Tetranychidae. The coding region runs from base 20 to 1543 and encodes 507 amino acids.
AGUGGAGCAUAAUAUCAACAUGGAGAUAAUUGUUACAAUUGUUAUAAUUGUUCUGCUUGUUUUAUUAAUUGUUUGGCUACAUUAUCGAUUAACCUACUGGUCUCGGCAAGGAAUUCCUAAUGCAAUUAAUACAAUUUACAAUCGAUUAUCAAAACCAGUUCACUUUGCUGAUUUAGACGCUUACAAUAAACAUGGACGUAUAAUCGGGGUUUAUGAUGGUUUUCGUCCGUGUUUAAUGAUUGGUGAUCCCGAACUGAUUAAGAAAGUUCUAGUUACUGAAUUUGAUAAUUUCAAAAAUCAUCGAAAGUUUUAUCAUGAGAAGCAAAUUGCUGGACGUAGUUUACUCUCACUCGAGAAUGACCAAUGGAAACGGACACGGAAAUUAAUGUCACCACUUUUUGCUUCGAAUAAUUUGAGAAAAAUGAAACCUUUAAUUGAAGAUUGCAGCUCGAUGUUAGUUGACAAUUUAAAUAAACGAUUAGAAACUAAUCAAAUUGUCGAUAUGAAAUAUUUGUUUGGAACCUUUUCCUUGGACGUGUUGGCAUCAACAGUAUUCGGGAUUCGUAAUCUCGACUCAUUCAAUUCCCAAACCGAUGAAAUGGUUUUAAUUGUUGGUCAAUUCCUUGGUCAACAUCUUUCAAUUAAAUCACUGAUUCUCCUCUGGUUUCCGAACUUGAUUAAAUUAUUCAAUGGUUACGUGUUCGAUUAUAAAAUAUUGAAUUAUUUGAAUUCUCUGGUGCAAAAAAUGCUCCAUCGUAUAAGAACAAUUAAAGCGAAAACACGUUUACCAUCAGCUGAUCAUCAAUCUCAACAAUCAACAACAAUUAAGGAUUUUCUAACUCUCUUGGAUGAGUCUCAUAUCCAAUUAACAGAUAAACAGUUGGACAAUCAAAUAAGAGAGAGAAUCAUAAUUGACAAUGGGAUUUUAUUUAUAAUCGCUGGUUAUGAUACUACAUCAACCUCAUUAAGUUCAAUUAUCUAUUGUUUAUCAUUAUUUCCUGAUCAUCAGCAGUUAAUUGUUGAUGAAAUUGAAUCACUGCGUCGACAAUUAAAUCGCAAUGAAUUAACUCUGGAAGAGAUUAAUUCACUCGACUAUUUGAAUGGCUGCAUAUUGGAGGCUUUGAGAUGUUUUCCACCAGUUUCCAGAAUCGAGAGACGAGUUAAUCGUAAUUGUACUUUGGGCACAAUUAAAUUGCUCAAGGAUAGUUUGGUUAUCAUCCCUUGUUACGCAAUUAAUCAUGAUCCUGAGUUUUAUCCUAAUCCAUCAAUUUAUGAUCCAACUCGAUUUAUCAACAAAAAUGGUAACAAUCAACAAUCAAAUUUAAUUGCUGAUACAAAUAUAUUUUUACCGUUUGCUGCUGGACCAAGAAAUUGUAUUGGAAUGAGAUUUGCUUUGGUUGAGAUUAAAAUUUGUCUAAUUUAUUUAUUAACCAAAUAUCAAUUUAGACCCACAUUUGAUACCAAGAUUCCCCUGGACUAUUUCACUGGAAUGCCUGUUUCAGCCCCUAAGGAAGUCAAAGUCAUGGUAACUCUGAGAAGAUGAAUCAAUUAACAUCACUUGAUUGUUAAUUGUUUGCUUCGUAAUUUAAAUCUCAAUCAAUUUGCUUGAUUAUCCAAUAGAAGAUUGAACUUAUCAAAUAAAACAAAGUGUUAAAUUGA